This is a messenger RNA of Carassius gibelio (silver crucian carp), 1746 nucleotides long. Its product is annotated as tripartite motif-containing protein 16-like. Gene Ontology annotation, molecular function: protein binding. Bases 238 to 1413 code for a protein of 391 amino acids. The transcript is spliced from 6 exons. The record is from RefSeq and is a predicted model, not a curated record. Lineage: Eukaryota; Metazoa; Chordata; Actinopteri; Cypriniformes; Cyprinidae.
ACUCAGACACAGAAGCAGGAAACAGGAAGCACGUGAGUUCUGGAAAAGAGAAGCUGUAGUUGAGCUGUAGUGUGUUUGUGUCUCUGUAUUCACGCAGUAAAAGUUUCUCAGGAUGAGUUCUUGUGUCCAGUGUGUCUGGAUCUCCUGAAGGAUCCAGUGACCACUUCCUGUGGACACAGUUACUGUAAGAGCUGUAUUACAGACUGCUGGGAUCAGGAGGAUCAGAAGUGUAUAUGUAUGCUGUGUACGAUGGAUGAACAUAAAAACCACGACACUGUAUCAGCUGCAGCACAGAGGACAGAGAAACAGAAGCAGCUGAAGGAGAAACAGAAGACGCUCCAGCAGAGAAUCCAGCAGAGAGAGAAAGAUCUCCAGCAGCUGAGAGAGGCUGUGGAGUCUCAUAAGCGCUCUGCACAGACAGCAGUGGAGGACAGUGAGAGGAUCUUUACUGAGCUCAUCCGCUCCAUUGAGAGAAGCCGCUCUGAGCUGAUACGACUGAUCAGAGAUCAGGAAAAGACUGCAGUGAGUCGAGCUGAAGAACGACUGGAGCGACUGGAGCAGGAGAUCAAUGAUCUGAGGAGGAGAGACGCUGAGCUGGAGCAGCUUUCACACACACAUCACAUCCAGUUCCUGCAGAGUUUCCAGUCUCUUUCAGCACCUCCUGAAUCUACAGAUUUAAAUGUUGAUGUCUUCAGCUCUCUUGUCUCUUUUGAUGAUCUGAGAGAAUCUGUCCAUCAGCUGAGAGACAAACUGGAGGAUUUCUGCAAAGAGGAGCUCAAGAAGAUCUCAAACAGAGUCACACUCGCCAUCAUUGCUCUCUGGACCAGGGACGACUUCCUACAAUAUUCCCAUCAGCUCACUCUGGAUCCGAACACAGUGAAUAAAAACCUCCUUCUGUCUGAGAACAACAGAGUGAUUACUAACACUGGCACAGAUCAGUCAUAUCCUGAUCAUCCAGACAGAUUUGAUGAGUAUUAUCAGGUGUUGUGUAGAGAGAGUGUGUGUGGACGCUGUUACUGGGAGCUUCUAUAUAGUGGAGAUUAUGUGUGUGUAUCAGUGUCAUAUAAGAGCAUCAGCAGGAAGGGAGACGGUGAUGAGUGUUUCUUUGGAUCUAAUGAUCAGUCCUGGAGUUUGUUCUGUUCUCGCUCCAGUUGCUCAUUCAGACACAAUAACAUUGAGACUCGUCUCCCUAUGAAGUACAUCAUCAGGAGAAUAGGAGUGUUUGUGGAUCACAGUGCAGGAACUCUGUCCUUCUACAGCGUCUCUGACACAAUGAGCCUCAUCCACACAGUCCAGACCACAUUCACUCAGCCACUCUAUCCUGGGUUUUGGGUUGAUAAUAAAUCAUCAGUGAAACUGUUGAUGAAUCAGAAGACACUGACGAGAGAUUCUACCCAUAAUGCAAAUAAUUAAUAAAUAAUAAUAAUUCUAUAAACUUAGAAAAUAAUAUUAAUAGCAAUAACACUCAAAUUGACAAUACAUUGUAAUUAUACAUACCCCCGGCGUCAGCAUUGUGGUUGUUACAUUCAGUGACUUUCUGUUUCCUUAUUUGGUCAUCUUCAUUUUCUUGUUUUGUUAAUUGAUUAAUCCCCACCUGUCUCCAUUUCUCUGAUUACCUCCCGUGUGCUUAAAUACCCUGUCUGUUUAGUUCUUCCUCGUCCGUGAUUGAUGUUGUAUCCUGAGUUACGUUUGUCUUAUGUUGGAUGUGCCCUUUUUCUCCUACGAUUAUUAAAAGUACCUUUUGUA